Molecule: messenger RNA, 471 nt
Organism: Canariomyces notabilis
Lineage: Eukaryota; Fungi; Ascomycota; Sordariomycetes; Sordariales; Chaetomiaceae
Product: DUF423-domain-containing protein
Exons: 2
Coding region: 1-471 (156 amino acids)
Cellular component (GO): membrane
Source: RefSeq, a predicted model, not a curated record
AUGCCCGCGGACGAAUCAUCGCCUCUUCUCCCGUCAACUACAGAGAGUCGAACCAGUGACGAAACGCAAAUUUCACAACUUGAACCUCAAGAAACGAUGAGCAGCUCAAUCCUGUGGAAAAUCGGCGCCAUCUCCGGCGCGACCGCUGUCGGGCUCGGCGCCUUUGGAGCCCACGGACUGAAGAAGAGCAUCGCCGACCCUCAGAAACUUGCCAACUGGUCCACCGCAGCACAGUAUCAGCUUGUUCAUUCAGCAGCCCUUCUGAUCGCAAGCAACAACCCUGUCGCCGGCACCCUCUUCACUGCAGGCAUGACGCUGUUUAGUGGCAGCCUUUAUGCCCUGACGCUGGACACCGAGAGGUUCCGCUGGAUGGGGCCUGUAACACCGCUCGGUGGACUGUGUCUUAUUGCUGGCUGGCUGGCGUUGGCUUUUGGCAAGCGGGGGGCGGGGGUGAGGUGGCCUCGGUCUUGA